AUGCAGACCUCCAUCUUCUCCCUCCUCGCUGUCGCUGGCCUUGUUGCCGCCAUGCCCCACCCCGAUGGCACCCAGCCAACUCCCACCGCUCCCACCGGCACCACCGCCAGCUCGGCGCCCGAGGUGACCUGCAGCCCAGGCCCCGUGGUCGACUACACCGUUGCCUCCGGCGACACCCUGACCAUCAUCUCCCAGAAGCUGAACUCCGGCAUCUGCAACAUCGCCAAGGAGAACAACCUCGCCAACCCCAGCUUCAUCCUCCUCGACCAGGUCCUCAAGGUCCCUACCUUCCCUUGCACCCCGGACAACAUCUCGUGCAUGGCCGAGCCAUCCGACGACAACGACUGCGUCCCUAGCGGCGAGCCUACCUACACCAUGGUUGCUGGGGACACUUUCUUCCUUGUUGCCUCGGGCUUGGGCUUGACUGUGGAUGCCCUGCAGGCUGCCAACCCCGGUCUCGACCCUCUGCUGAUCCCGAUUGGCCAGGUCAUCAACGUUCCUAUUUGCAACUCGGAGCUGUAA
Molecule: messenger RNA, 522 nt
Organism: Diaporthe batatas
Lineage: Eukaryota; Fungi; Ascomycota; Sordariomycetes; Diaporthales; Diaporthaceae
Exons: 2
Coding region: 1-522 (173 amino acids)
Source: RefSeq, a predicted model, not a curated record